Messenger RNA from Astyanax mexicanus (Mexican tetra), 2586 nucleotides. RefSeq names its product NIMA related kinase 3 (gene nek3). Bases 1068 to 2471 code for a protein of 467 amino acids. The transcript has 13 exons. Gene Ontology annotation, biological process: protein phosphorylation. Gene Ontology annotation, molecular function: ATP binding; protein kinase activity. Lineage: Eukaryota; Metazoa; Chordata; Actinopteri; Characiformes; Acestrorhamphidae. The record is from RefSeq and is a predicted model, not a curated record.
CAUUUCAAUUUUAUUUUUGCCAGGAUUUACCUCCCAUACAUUACAACAUAAAGGACAGCAUGAAAAAGAGAGAAAGCGAGAGAGAAAUCACAGAGUAACCAGAAAUCACCAGGCGAUGAUAAGAAUGUUAAACAGGAGAGAAUAAGAGAGAAAAGAGUUCAGGAGGGGCAAGAACAGAAAUUAGUGAGUAAAAGUCAGUUUUUUUGCUAAUUAUGUUACUAUUAAAUGUUGACUGUGAUGUAAAACUGUUAUAAAACUCUUAUAAACAAAACUCAACUCAACUUUAUUUAUAGAGCACUUUAAAAACAACAACAGCCGCAACAAAGUGCUGUACAUAGCAAAUUAUAGGAUAAAAACUAAAUACUAGAAACAAUAAGACAAAUUAAAAUAUAAGUAUAAAUAAAAAUAGUUUUAGAUAAAUCUAUGAAACAAGUAAAGUAAAAUAAUAUAAAAUAAUAAAAACAGAAAUAAAAUAAGUUAAAAAUAAAUAAAUAAAACAAGAGCAAAGUUUCAAAUUGGUCGUACACUUAGUUGUUCUGCCAUUUGCUUCAAACGUGUGACAGACAUGUAUUUUGGGCUAGUUUAAGCUUCUGAAGGGCGGGUUUUAGACUGACUUUUGACUGGAUGUUUUUUGUUGGGCCUGGCAACCCUGGACGCGUCACACAAUAACACGGAAGUAUCGUGCUAGACAGCGCUUCAGUCCCACAGACUGUAGUUAUAUUACAGUACAGCCCAGUCUCAGUGAAUUAAAGCUCAGACUGUUAAAUUGUUACCUGAACCCGCGCUGUUCUGUUAAAUACACAGACUUUACUCGCUCUCAAACGCUGUACACGUACUUUAGCGAUUAGGAGUGAUGAUAAUAAACUCAUAUGUAGUUUAUUCCUGCCGUUCUGUCCCUCCCAGUUUAUUAUCUGCACUGUAAUAUAGCUAGUUAGCGUAGUUAGCUGAAGCUUGACACAUGUUUUAAUUAGUCGUUUUAUUGAUGAAGGUGUUUCUAUAGUAUCUCUUCCUCUCGUUCAGCUCAGCUCUCGCAGUCCCCGGGUGUUGUUAGAGCUGGGGUAGGUUAAAUGGAGCAGUACUCGGUGGUUAGAGUGAUUGGGACAGGCUCUUUCGGGCGCGCUCUGCUGGUUCAGACUGAAGGCAGGGGAGAGAAAUGGGUCAUGAAGGAAAUUCGCCUUCCGAAGGCUGAAAGUGGGAUGAGGACUACGAGAAGAGAAGCUGUGCUCUUGGCAAAAAUGAAGCAUUCAAACAUUGUAGCUUUCAGAGAGUCAUUUGAAGAUGAUGGCCAUCUGUUCAUCGUGAUGGAGUUCUGCAGUGGAGGUGAUCUUCUACAAAGGAUACGGCUGCAAAAGGGCUCCCUGUUCUCAGAAGAUGUGAUACUCAAGUGGUUUUCACAGAUGUGUCUGGGUACAAAACACAUUCACGAUAAAAGAGUGCUUCAUCGGGACUUAAAAUCAAAGAACAUAUUCCUGACAGAGCACGGUACAAUCAAACUGGGAGACUUUGGGUCAGCCUGCACUCUUAACAGUGCAAGAGCCUAUGCCCAGACGUAUGUUGGAACCCCAUACUAUGUGUCUCCAGAGAUCUGGGACAACCAACCAUACAACAACAAAAGUGAUGUCUGGUCUCUGGGCUGUGUCCUGUAUGAACUCUGCACCUUACACCACCCGUUCCAGUCUCGUAGCUGGAAGAAUCUGAUUUUGAAAGUUUGUCGCGGGUCAUAUGCUCCUUUGCCACGUCACCUUCCCUAUGAGCUGCACUACCUGAUUAAACACAUGUUUAAAACCAACCCCAGAGACAGACCUUCCAUACACACCAUCCUCAACUCUCACCGUGUGUCCCGACUGCUUCUCAAACACCUUCCUGAAGAGAGCAAGGAAAUGGUGGAGGAACCAAGAAACCACUGGAGAAAAGAAGAAGGAGAGAAUGUGGCCAUGUUUCUGGGUCAAAAGAGCUUAUUGACCACAUCUACAAAUAAAGGCAGGUCUUCUAAUGUGUCGUCUCUGCCAGAGAGUCAGAGUGGUGAUGUUGGCUCUCGAAAGAAAUGGGCAAAAGGACCUUCCAAUACCGUGCUGGAGGUCCUAGCAAACGCUGACAUCAUUUCCUCAGUUGGCCUGGGAUCCUCUGAAGGGUCUGACUGCAGAUCGGAGGAGGUGUGUACAGAGACACAGAAGAAGAGAGAGAGAAAGAAGUGGGACAAAGAUCCAUCUGUGAGACUUUUGAGCCUGCUGGGGAAACUUCCCCUCAGCACAGCCUUCCAAACCUACACUAUCCACAGACACAGUGCUGAUCCUCUGCAAGGACCUUUAGCUGCAGAGCAGAAUGAUGAUGAUUCUACAGACGGACCUGAGGACAUCCUCACUGACCACAGCAGACUGGAGCCGCGUUCAGAUGAUGAAGACACAGACUUUGAGGAGGAUUGCCUAAUUAACUGGACAGAUGAGUUGGAGAGGAUGGUGAAUGAGCAUUAAACAUGUACGGGAUAUCUGAAUACUGUUCUUAUUUAAAUUUAAUCAUUUCUGUAAUUUAUCAUUUGAUAAUAAAUGUUUUUUUGUCCCAAAUAAAUAACAAAUACACUACACUUAA